This is a messenger RNA of Macrosteles quadrilineatus (aster leafhopper), 927 nucleotides long. RefSeq names its product involucrin-like. The transcript has 6 exons. The record is from RefSeq and is a predicted model, not a curated record. NCBI's taxonomy places the organism in Eukaryota, Metazoa, Arthropoda, Insecta, Hemiptera, Cicadellidae. Bases 1 to 927 code for a protein of 308 amino acids.
AUGGGCCACUCAAAGACUACCUGCGGGGCUACCUACUGGGGGAGUAAUGACUUCCAGCUACAGACGAAAUGUAGUCAACAACUGCUGCAUCUGGUCCAACAACAACUACAACACCUAGACUACCUGCGGGGCUACCUACUGGGGGAGGCUACCUACUGGGGGAGUAAUGACUUCCAGCUACAGACGAGACGUAGUCAACAACAACUACUGCAUCUGGUCCAACAACAACUACAACACCUAGACUACCAGCAGGGCUACCUACUGGGGGAGGCUACCUACUGGGGGAGUAAUGACUUCCAGCUACAGACGAAACGUAGUCAACAACUACUGCAGCUGGUCCAACAACAACUACAACACCUAGACUACCAGCAGGGCUACCUACUGGGGGAGGCUACCUACUGGGGGAGUAAUGACUUCCAGCUACAGACGAAACGUAGUCAACAACUACUGCAGCUGGUCCAACAACAACUACAACACCUAGACUACCUCCAGGGCUACCUACUGGGGGAGGCUACCUACUGGGGGAGUAAUGACUUCCAGCUACAGACGAAACAUAAUCAACAACAACUACUGCAGCUGGUCCAACAACAACUACAGCACCUAGACUACCUGCGGGGCUACCUACUGGGACAGGCUACCUACUGGGGGAGUAAUGACUUCCAGCUACAGACGAUACGUAGUCAACAACUACUGCAGCUGGUCCAACAACAACUACAGCUAGACUACCUGCAGGGCUACCUACUGGGGAGUAAUGACUUCCAGCUACAGACGAGACGUAGUCAACAACUACUGCAGCUGGUCCAACAACAACUACAGCUGGGGAGUAAUGACAUCCAGCUACAGACGAAACAUAGUCAACAACAACUACUGCAGCUGGUCCAACAACAACCAAUGCAGGUGGUACAACAACCAAUGCAGGUGGUCUAA